AGAGUUAGCCGCGUGGUGCAGCACCAUACCGGGCACAGAGAAAAUCCCGGGCGUAAACACACUUCUUUUCCUCUCUGUUAAAUAUACAUAUUUUUGUUAAAUAUACAUAUUUAGAUAAGCUGGCUAUAUUAUAUUCAAUUUUAUUCAAAGAACAUUACAUGGUUCAUUUUGAAAUUACUGUCAACUUUGACACUGAAACUCAAUCGAUUAGUCACUGCACUCGUAAAGGUAGCGAUAUUGAACUUUUUAUGUUGUGUAUGUACAUAUAAUUUGGUUUGAUUUGCUUUUCAAUUUCGUGAAAGUAUUUAUUCUGUGGAAAGUUGUGACAUGUUAAUCGGAGAUCAAAAAGGGAUAUUAAUUGAAAUAAAAUAAUCCUGAUGCAUCAUGGCUGAUUCAUCAUAUGAAAAAGGACUUACUGAACUUUCAAAAAUGAAGGUUGCAGAUUUGAAGAUUGAACUGAAACAGAGAGGACUUUCUACCACUGGCAAUAAAAAUGAAUUGGUUGAAAGGCUUCAGUUAGCAAUACAUGGUGACUCUGCAUUAUCUCUGGAUGAAACUGCAGAAGAAAUUUUAGAUGAAGAUGCAGUUCUUGGGGAUGAAGAAAUAGAAGAAUUAUCAAGUAAACCAGAUUCACAAGAAGUUGAGAAAAAGCGAAAACUAUCUACUGAGAGUAAUACGAAUGCUAAAAAAAUAGUUCUAAACCGAAAACCAGUAAUUGAAGAAGUUAAAAAUGAGCAAACAGAAAAAGCUGAAAUUGAUACAAAGACUACCGAGGUUGCACCAGCUGAAAGAAAAAUUAUUAAAUUAUCAGAGCUUGGUGUCAAAGAGAGGCUAGAAAUGAGAGCUAAGAAAUUUGGAUUGCCGUUAUCAGAAGCUGCUAAAAAGGAGGUUAGAUCUGCAAGAUUCAGUAUUAAUAAUCAAAAUAAUAAGUCAGCUGCAUCUGUAAAAACACCUGUGCAUACAACUUAUGAAGUUCUAAAAAAGCGUGCGGAAAGGUUUGGUACUUCUGUUUCCACUUUAAUGGAAAAGGCUGAAUUAGAAGCUAGAAUAGAGAAAAGAAAAGCAAGAUUUGGUGAGGUGAAGCCUGCAAAUGAGAAAGUAUUUCACAAUAAAGUUAAAAUUGUUAAAUGAUA
This is a messenger RNA of Osmia lignaria (orchard mason bee), 1133 nucleotides long. RefSeq names its product SAP domain-containing ribonucleoprotein. The record is from RefSeq and is a predicted model, not a curated record. Gene Ontology annotation, cellular component: nucleus. NCBI's taxonomy places the organism in Eukaryota, Metazoa, Arthropoda, Insecta, Hymenoptera, Megachilidae. Gene Ontology annotation, biological process: poly(A)+ mRNA export from nucleus.